AUGGCAGGCCCCAGCGACAAGGCGCGUUUCUACUUGGAGCAGAGCGCGACGGAGCUGAACGAGCUCGAGCGCAAGAAGAUCUUCACCAGAGAAGAGAUCAAGUCGAUAGCCAAGAAGCGCUCAGACUUCGAGCACAUAAUCAAUGCCAGAGGCUCCCACCCCAGCGACUACAUGCGAUACAUCGAAUUCGAGAAGAACAUCGACGCACUCCGCCAAAAACGAGUGAAGCGACUCGGCAUACGGCACAAGGGUGCUGGGCAGCGCAGCAUCUACUUUCUCUACAACCGCGCGACCAAGAAGUUCUCUGGAGACCUGACGUUGUGGCUGCACUAUAUCGACUUUGCGCGCAAGGACAAGGCCUACAGGCGUCUGAACGACAUCUUCACCUCAGUCGUCCGUCUACACCCCACCAAGCCUGAGCUAUGGACGCUUGCCGCAAAUUACUUCAUGGACUCCCAGGCGGAUAUUACGAACGCAAGAAGCUAUAUGCAGCGUGGACUGAGAUUUUGCAAGAACUCGGAGGACAUGUGGUUGGACUAUGCCAAGUUGGAGACCAUCUACGUGGGCAAGAUUGCAGGACGAAGGAAGAUCUUGGGUCUGGAUAUCGAUCGCACCAAGAAGCAGCAAAGCGGUGACGAGGACACCGACAUGAUUGCGCUGCCUGAUGUAACGGCAGAAGACAUCAACCCAAGCCUGAAGCAAGACGAUGGCGUGGACGAGGUGGCUCUGCAGAAUCUGGCUUCAGCGCCGGUUCUCACAGGAGCGAUUCCUCUGGCCAUCUUCGACUCAGCUAUGAAGCAGUUCCCGAACAGACCCAAGGUCGUGGAGAAGUUCUUCAACAUGUUCGCCGAGUUCGACCAACUGGCAUGCAUCCCGCGCAUCCUGCAGCAUGUGCUGGAUUAUCUGCAGCAAACCCGCCCUAGGGCUGUCGAGAACGCCAUUUGCAGCUUCCGUAUGCAGCUCUUUGGCCAACGUCCUGGCAGCCCAGAGUUCCCUGUCGUGCUUGGAGACGCGUUCGAUGUUAUCAGCUCGGCUAUCGACGCUUACCCAAGUGAAGCUACUCGGUUGGCAGAGGUCGCUGUUCGCCAACUUUUAACCAUCCAAGGGUCGUCUGCGGACAUGGACUCGGCUCUGCAGAAAGCAAUUAGGUCGACACUUCGCAAGUAUAUGAAGGCGCUGGGAGGCACAGACGGUGGCAAAGUCGCCAGUCUGACCAGGUCGUUGGUGCAGGAAGGAAAGAGAGACGAUGCAAGAGCGUUGGUUCCGUUGAGUAUCAAAACAUGGUCCGCCAAUGAAGAGCUGCAGGAGCUGAAAGCCGCUCUCGAAACAUGA
Molecule: messenger RNA, 1332 nt
Organism: Macroventuria anomochaeta
Lineage: Eukaryota; Fungi; Ascomycota; Dothideomycetes; Pleosporales; Didymellaceae
Exons: 2
Coding region: 1-1332 (443 amino acids)
Biological process (GO): maturation of SSU-rRNA from tricistronic rRNA transcript (SSU-rRNA, 5.8S rRNA, LSU-rRNA)
Cellular component (GO): small-subunit processome; Pwp2p-containing subcomplex of 90S preribosome
Molecular function (GO): snoRNA binding; protein binding
Source: RefSeq, a predicted model, not a curated record